Molecule: messenger RNA, 13509 nt
Organism: Spizellomyces punctatus DAOM BR117
Lineage: Eukaryota; Fungi; Chytridiomycota; Chytridiomycetes; Spizellomycetales; Spizellomycetaceae
Exons: 13
Coding region: 1-13446 (4481 amino acids)
Biological process (GO): microtubule-based movement
Cellular component (GO): dynein complex
Molecular function (GO): ATP binding; minus-end-directed microtubule motor activity; dynein light intermediate chain binding
Source: RefSeq, a predicted model, not a curated record
AUGGACGUGGAUCCCUCGGUGCAAGAUGCGCCGGAACAAGAUCCUUUGCCAGAGAGUGUGCCGGAUAAUGCGCCGGAAGGUGUGCCCGAGAGUAUGCAAGAUGCACCAAAUCAAGUCGAACCGUCGCCUCCGCAAAAACCCAUCGAGACUUUACACCCAUCUGGCGACGACCUGCUCAUGCUUGAGCAGCUUUUAUCUGAAAUUUACAUUCCACUACUAAGUCAAAUCGAUCUCCGCGAUGAGCAUGAUUCGGCAACGCAUGCAAGAGGGCCCGAUGUAUCCGGUUCCGAGCACAUACUUGACGAGCAAACUGUAAAUGGGGCAGCAGGAACGGACAAGUCCGAGGGACUCCGAACUGAGCUCGUUGUAUCUAUCCAAAAGUUUGCUAGUCAAAUAUCUCAUACCGCUCAACAAGUAUCCAGUGAAACGAGGCUGAAAAUCCCAGAAGAGCUAAAUGUCCUACAAGGGCUAUCAGAUUUAAAUGAGGCAGUGAGGAACACGAACCUGGUCAAAUCAUUAGAGACAUUGGCCGAGGAAUGGAUUGAUACGGUGACCAAUGUGUUGGCAAGGGAAGCCAAAAAGACGCCGGUCGGAAACGGGCCGUUGGCUGAAAUUGAGUUUUGGCGAGACCGUAACGCGUCCUUAUCCACUCUCUAUGAACAACUCAACCUUCCCAUUGUACAUUCCAUUGUACAAAUCCUCACAAAAGCACAAUCACCCGUAUCCUCCUCCCUCGAAUUCCAACUCGGGGAGUUGAACAAGUUUUACACGGAAGCAAAAGACAAUGUCAAAUUCCUUAGUACCCUUGAACGGCACUUUAAAAACAUUAUCACAGGUAGUCUCAACAGCGUCCAAGACUCGCUUCCGUCCCUCUUGAAUGCUAUACGUAUGGUAUGGAUUAUUUCUCGGCACUAUAAUCGGGAUGAGCGGAUGGUGCCUUUAAUGAGCAGAAUUGCAUGGGAGUUGGCAAACAAGGUGGCCAACAUUGUGAAUAUUCGAACGAUAUUCCGAGAACCCCCGGUGGAAGCCAAGAAAAAAAUUGUCGAUGCAAAAGACUUGUUGGAAAGCUGGCGGAAAACGUAUUUCACUGUUCGAGAACGAAUUGAACAAUCUGGGCGUGAUCAGCGGUGGGAAUUUGAUCGCAAGAAACUCUUUGAACAAACGGAUUACAUGGCCCUUCGGUGUGCGGAUUUUUACAAGAUUGCCGAAAUUAUGGAGCAGUUUUACAGUAUCUUUGGACCAGAAUUGAAAGCUGUUACUGGAGAUCCACAGCAAAUCGACGAAGUCAUCAAACGCGUUGAAAACCUCGUAGUCCCCUUUGAAUCCGUUCCAUUUGAUGUGUUUUCCAAAAAGUAUCAAACGGCUUGGGAAACACUCAUGUCCCGCUUUCGAGAGCAAAUCGUUCAAAUUGAAGAUAUGGCAAAACAAUUCAUUGACGCCUCGUUCAAAAAACUGCGAUCAGCAGAAGGAGCUUUUGAUCUCUUGCAGAAUAUUAAGAAUAUUAAAUCGAGAGAAUCAAUCAAUAAUCAGCUUAUGGGCAAGUGGUAUGAAAUUCUGGAUCAAUAUGCUAGAGAGGUGGAUAUCAUUGAUGAGAUUUUCAAAAGUCACAAGGAUAAUCCUCCCUGUACGAAAAAUCAACCAAAAGUUGCCGGUGCCAUAGCGUGGUCCCGCUCCCUCUUUUAUCGCAUCAAAAAGACGAUUGUGCGGUUUCAGUCUUUGCAAGAGAUGCUCGCAAGUGAUCAAGGUCGAGCGGUUACAAAGAAAUACUUGACAGUAGCAAAAGCGAUGCGAGAAUACGACGAGCAGCUAUACAAUUCGUGGUGUCAGUCCGUUGAAGCCAAUUCUCUGCAAUACCUCAAAUCCCAUAUUCUCUCCAAAGACGCUGGAGCGGCUUACACGGGUACCGGAGCACCUACCACACCGGAUACCUACACGGGCGGAAAAGGCGAAACGAAUCGAAAGGUUUAUGUCAACUUUCGCCCCGAGUUGAGGGAUAUCAUCAAGGAAACAAAGUAUUUGGAUAAAAUGGGGUUGACUGUCCCUGAGGUGGCUUUGAAUGUUGCGUUGCAGGAAGAGAAAUACUACACUUAUGUGGAAAACCUCAACACAAUGCUCAAUAGCUACAAUUCCAUCCUGGAUGUCCUAGACAGUGCCGAGCGCAAAUUACUGCAAACCCACAUUGCAGAACUCAAGCGUGUCAUGAAACCUGGUUUUACGAGGUUGAAUUGGAACUCGCUUGGAAUACCAGAGUUUAUCUCCCGGUGUAAUUCGGAAAUCAACAAGUUUUCGUCCAUGGUCAACCAAAUUCGAAAGAAUUCUGCCAAUAUUUCCAAUGCAGUUGACCAAAUCUCUUGCGCGAUGCUCAUCAAAGAACCGCCAACGGAUAACAUUCUAGAUGCCCAUGAAUUUUUCGAGUUUGAGCACAAGAACCGUGCGAACGUUCUUGAGACCAUUGUUCAGAAAUACAAGAGCAUUGGUCCGCUUCUUAUUAAAAUGGAAUCACUUGUUGCAGGGACCAAUACGGGGAAAAGCAAGAUGCUACGAGAAUACUAUGCACAUUGGGAGAGAAAAGUGUUUUCUGCAUUAAACUAUAUGGUAGUUAACAAUAUGCAAGUUCUCGAAAACAUGCUCAACCUUCGUACGAACGCCCGUCGUUCCAAACGCGCCAUUCAUAUAUCAUCCAUCACAAAACCCCGUCGAAGCGUCCCACUUUUCAAAGUCAGCGCUUCCCUCUCUGCCCCCGAAAUCGUCAUAUCCCCACUCUCGGCCGAAAUCUUCAAAAUGAUGGUCAAACUCGUGCGAUCCAUUGUUGAUUCCACCAAGCAAUUUCAUCGAUGGAUGAAUGGUACUUGUAUUAUUACACCACCGCAAAAGGUUGCUGAGGAUGAGGACCCGGUGACAUUCAAUUUUCAUACCGACUUGUGUGCGAAUCAAACGAUCAUUACCAUGAUUGGAUCUCUGAAUGCUUCCAUUACCAAAACCUUUGGGGGUUUGAACAAGUGGCUGGAUACGUGGAGAAAGUAUCGGCCGCUAUGGAAGGUUGACAAGGUCAUCACCUUGGAAAAGUUUGCACAAAAAAAGCCGUCUGUUGUCAUGUAUGAUGACAAGCUCGCAUUUUACUCCAAGCUAGCAAUAGACGUGCAGAGCAAUCCGAGUUCCAAAGAUCUGGACUUUAUCCGUGUGAUCUCGACACCGUUACAAGCUGCCAUUCAUAACGAAGCAAAAGGCUGGAUUGAUUCAAUUGGAAAACAUUUGAAUAAUAUGGGAAGAGAAGGUCUCGACCAACUACACGAGCGAAUGGCAAACUACACGGCAGAUUUACAACGAGUUCCCGAGACAUUAGAUGACUUGACAUUUGUCCUAAACAUUAUUGCAGAGCUACGAUCCGCCUCGGAAGAUGUUGAAAUGCGGUACAGAGAUAUCAUGGAGGCAUAUCGGACGUUACAAAUGUACAAUAUACAAGUUGAUCCCGCCGAACUAGAGGCCGCCAAUUCUCUUCCCGAAAGUUGGCAAGCCAUGCUAGUCAAAGCCAAACAAGUCGACGAUGACCUUAUACCCGUCAAACGAAAAUUCACGGAAACAACUGAAAACCAAGUCAAAGAAUUCAAAGCUGAGCUCAAAAGAUUCAAGGACGAAUUCUCCGCUACGGGACCGGGUGCAAUGGAUUUGGAUAUGGAUCGUGGGUUACAGUUGUUAAAGGAAGCAAAAGAGGUCAUGGCCGCUCUCCAAUCUAAAAGAGAAGCCCUAGUCCGAGCCGAGAAAUUGUUUAAUUUGAACAUUACGUCUUACCCAGAACUCCACGAACUCGAAAACGACAUUAAAGAGCUUGACAAGAUUUAUGUACUCUAUAUUGAAGUCAAGGAAGCCAUAUCAUCGUGGUCUACAACACUAUGGGUCAAUCUGGAUAUCAACGUCCUAAACAAGGGUGUUGAAACCUUUUCAACGAGAUUAAAACGUUUACCAAAGGAACUUAAACAAUUACCACCUUACAACGUCGUAGCCGAAAAAAUCGUCACCUUCAAGGACUCUAUUCCCCUCUUUGCCGAUCUCAAAAAUGAAGCUCUCCGCGAACGACACUGGAAACGUUUGAUGGAAAUCACUGGAAAAUCCUUUGACAUGAAUCCAGACAGUUUUACCCUUGAAAAACUCUUUGCCAUGAAUUUACAUGAACAUUCUGAAGCCAUUGGGGAGAUUGUCGGUGGUGCCAUGAAGGAACUCGGUAUCGAAAAUGGAAUCAAAGAAGUGGAAAAUACGUGGAAGAAUUGUAAAUUCACCAUUGUAAAGUAUAUGAAAGGCACCGAGGACCGAGGAUUCAUUCUUGGAGCCAUUGACGAGAUUGUGUUGAAUCUGGAUGAUAAUGCCAUGUCACUUCAAUCCAUGGGUGCAUCACGAUUUGUCGCUGCCUUCCUCCCAGCCGUACAACAAUGGGAAAAAAUUCUAUCCCAUGUCGGGGAAGUAUUGGAAGUAUGGAUGGUCGUUCAACGUCGCUGGAUGUACUUGGAAUCCAUUUUCAUUGGAGCGGGUGAUAUCCGUAUGCAGUUACCUGAAGAAGCGGCCCGAUUUGAUCGUAUCGACAAAACAUUCAAGAAACUCAUGAGCGAUACUGCGAAACAUAGUCUAGUACUAGAGGCAUGUAAUGCCGAAGGAAGGUUACAGCUGCUUCAAAAUCUGUCAAAUGAGCUUGAAGCCUGCCAAAAAUCCCUAUCAGACUAUCUAGAAUCCAAACGAAAUGCUUUUCCGCGCUUCUUUUUCAUCUCUGACGAAGAGCUCCUAUCUAUUCUUGGAAGCCAUGAUCCCAAAAACGUUCAAGAGCACAUUAUCAAAAUGUUUGAUAACGUCCUCAAAUUGAAUUUUGGGACCGGCAAGAACGAAAAGGCUGUGGUAGGCAUGUCAUCUUCCGAAGGUGAAACCCUCGACUUUCGACGAGUUGUCCCCGUCGAAGGGCGCGUAGAAGAGUGGAUGACGGCAGUUGAAGCUGAAAUGAAACGAUCCAAUCGUACCAUUCAUAAAGAAGCUGUCUACUAUUACCCAGACAUGGAACGACUUGCUUGGAUCCAGGCUUACCAGGGUAUGGUAGCCCUUGCUGGUUCCCAAGUGUGGUGGACAUGGGAGGUCGAAGACGUCUUUCACAAGAUUAAAGGGGGAAACAAGCUAGCCAUGAAAAAGUAUGCCAAAACACUGGGAGACCAACUCGAACAACUUGUCGUCAAAGUCCGAUCCGAUCUAAACUCCAAUGAUCGCAAAAAACUCAAUUCGCAAAUCAUCAUUGACGUCCAUGCUCGUGAUAUUGUAGACCGUUUUGUUCGUGACUCUAUCAUGGAUGAAACUGAAUUUGAGUGGGAAUCCCAACUUCGAUUCUAUUGGGAUAAACAAGCCGAUGAACUUCUCGUUCGACAAUGUAAUGGUGUGUUCGACUAUGGAUAUGAAUACAUGGGUUUGAAUGGUCGAUUGGUGAUUACACCCCUCACGGAUCGAUGCUACCUCACCUUGACGCAAGCACUGUCAAUGAAAUUGGGUGGAGCUCCUGCCGGACCAGCAGGCACAGGAAAGACUGAAACCGUCAAAGAUUUGGCCAAAGCAAUGGGAUUACUUUGCAUGGUGACAAAUUGCGGUGAAGGAAUGGAUUACCAAGCCAUGGGAAAGAUCUUUGCUGGUCUCGUUCAAACCGGUGCGUGGGGUUGUUUUGAUGAGUUUAAUCGUAUCGAGUUGGCAGUCCUUUCUGUCAUCUCUGCUCAAAUCAAGACCAUUCAAAAUGCCCUCGUGAUGAAUUUAAAGAGAUUUCAGUUUGAAGGGAAUGAAAUUGGACUUGAUAAAAAGACGGGUAUCUUUAUUACCAUGAAUCCUGGCUACGCUGGACGCACGGAGCUUCCAGAUAACUUGAAAGCUCUUUUCCGUCCUGUCGUCAUGGUGGUACCCGAUCUCGAAUUGAUUUGCGAGAUUAUGCUCUUUUCAGAAGGGUUCACGCUCGCAAAAAGCUUGGCGAAAAAAAUGGUGGUCUUGUAUAAACUCGCCAAAGGUCAACUAUCCAAACAACACCACUACGAUUUUGGACUUCGAGCCUUGAAAUCCGUGCUUGUCAUGGCUGGCUCUCUCAAGCGUGGAUCACCGGAUUUGAAUGAAGACGUUGUACUCAUGCGUGCACUGCGUGACAUGAAUCUCCCAAAGUUUGUCUUUGAAGAUGUGCCGCUGUUCCUUGGGCUUAUCACGGAUCUCUUCCCUGGCCUCGAUUGCCCACGUGUGAGAUACCCCAACUUUAACGACGCUGUCGAAGAGGUGUUGCGAGAGAACAAUUAUAUUUUGGUUCCGGAGCAGGUGGAUAAGGUUGUGCAGCUUUAUGAGACGAUGCUUACACGUCACACUUCCAUGGUCGUUGGUCCAGCGGGUGGAGGGAAAUCCGUUGUCAUUGACACACUCGCCAAAGCUCAAACCAAGCUGGGUGUGACAACCAAGCUCUAUACGCUGAACGCCAAGGCAGUCACAGUCGCGGAACUCUACGGUGUUCUUGACCCAGUUACUCGAGACUGGACAGACGGAUUGCUCUCCAACAUUUUCCGUGAAGUUAAUAAACCCACAGAUAAAAAGGAACGAAAGUACAUUGUGUUUGAUGGCGAUGUUGAUGCUGUUUGGGUCGAGAACAUGAACUCGGUCAUGGACGACAACCGUUUGUUGACCUUACCCAACGGUGAGCGUAUUCGACUCCAGAAACACGCAGCACUCUUAUUCGAGGUCGGUGAUUUGCAGUACGCAAGUCCCGCGACAGUAUCCCGUUGUGGAAUGGUGUACAUGGAUCCCAAAAAUCUCGGGUACAAACCCUAUUUUCAAAAAUGGGUCAAUGCACGGCAGAAUAAAUCCGAGGGAGAUAUUCUGCUCCGGUUGUUUACAAAGUACGUGCCACCAUGCGUCGAGUACGUCCUCGAGGGAACAUUUGAAGGGUUUGUUGCGGAGCCUUUGAAGCGAGUCAUCCCUGUCACUGCACUCGCCAUGAUUUCCCAACUUUGUGCACUCUUGGAAAUGCAAUUAACGGACAAUAAACAGCAUUCACAAGAAUCGGUCAUUGAAGGGAUUUUCAUCCAGUCUCUGACGUGGUCCAUCGGGGCAAGCCUUGUAGAAGAUGACCGAACCAAAUUCUCGGAUGCCAUUAAGAAGCUGUCCGAAUUACCGUUGGUGCAUACUGCCGCAGCCAUUGCGCUUGGUCAAUUGCCAGGAAACGAAAAGUCCAUUUACGAUUACCACUUUGAUGCUACAGAACUGCAAUGGAUACCCUGGAGCAACUAUGUCCCCUCUUACGAACACAAUCGUUCACAGUCAUACCAUGAGAUCCUGGUACCUACAAUGGACACCAUCCGACACUCGUGGUUACUCGAGAAACUGGUUGCCAUUAGACGUCCGGUCUUGUUUGUCGGUGAGACGGGAACAUCAAAGACUGUGACUGUUCAGAAAUUCUUGCGAGGAUUACCUUCCGACAAGAAUUUCCUCCUCAAUAUCAACUUUUCAUCCCGCACGAGUUCCUUGGAUGUUCAAAAGAACUUGGAAGCCAAUGUCGAAAAGCGGACCAAGGAUACCUAUGGACCAGCUGCUGGAAAGCGCAUGAUUGUGUUUAUCGACGAUCUGAACAUGCCUGCAAAAGACACUUACGGCACACAGCAACCCAUUGCGCUUUUGAAACUACUUAUUGAGCGCGGCGGUAUUUAUGACCGAGGCAAGGAGCUCAACUGGAAAUACUUGAAAGAUGUCCAGUUCCUAGGUGCGAUGGGUACGCCCGGAGGAGGCAGGAACGACAUUGACAUCCGCUUUGCAUCCUUGUUUUGUGUCUUCAAUAUCACUUUCCCGAAAGAGAACAGUCUGCAAAGGAUUUAUUCCAAUAUCCUACAAGGCCACCUAACGCCCUUUUCAGAGGGUAUCAAGCAAAUAGGCGACAGACUGACCACAAUUACUCUAAAACUGUACGCGGAGGUUUCCAAAAAUCUCAUGCCAACUCCGAGCAAGUUCCACUACAUCUUCAACCUUCGUGACAUCUCCCGGGUUUACGAAGGCUUAUGCUUGGCAACUCCGGAUCACUUUGUCGAAGCAAAACACUUUGUUAGACUCUGGCGAAACGAGGUUCUCCGCGUCUUUUACGAUCGACUGGUCACGGAUGCUGAUCGCGACUAUGUCACCAAGCUCAUCAAUCGACUCGUACUGGACAACUUUGAAACCGAUGAAGAGUACAUUACACGGAACCCCAGUUUGUUUGGCGAUUUCCGGCAUGCGAUGCAUGAAGAAACUGCACGGUUGUAUGAAGACUUGCUCGAUUUUACUGCUGUCCGGUCUAUAUACCAGGAAAUCCUAGAGGAAUAUAAUGAAAAGUUUAACAGGAUGAACCUUGUUCUCUUUGAAGACGCUUUGGAGCAUCUGACGAGGAUUCAUAGAGUCAUUCGUAUGCAACGUGGUCACGCUCUGUUGGUAGGUGUGGGAGGAUCUGGUAAACAGUCUUUAACCCGCUUAGCUGCUUUUGCUGCUGGGUGCUCCGUGUUCGAGAUCACCCUUACUCGAGGCUACGGAGAAGCAGAGUUCCGCGAAUCUCUAAAGACGCUGUACUCCCAACUGGGAUCUGGCAAGAAAACUGUGUUCCUAUUUACGGAUGCCCACGUCGUGCAGGAAGGGUUUCUGGAACUCAUCAACAAUAUGCUCACCACUGGUAUGGUACCAGCACUCUAUGAAGAUGACGAAAAGGAUGCGCUAUUGGGGUUGAUUCGAGACGAAGCGGUUAAACAAGGGAUUGUUCAAACAAAGGAAAAUCUUUGGCAAUACUUUGUCAACAAAUGUUCGAAUAAUCUACACGUUGUCCUUUGCAUGUCCCCUCAAGGAGAUAAGUUACGAGAUCGAUGCCGAUCUUUCCCUGGUUUGGUCAACAAUACCAUCAUCGACUGGUUCCCACCAUGGCCUGAGCAAGCACUCUUCUCCGUUGCGGAUGCUUUCUUACGUGAGGAUUUGGUCCCUACUGAGCAUCGAGGUUCGAUUGUGCAGCACAUGGUGGGAGUCCAUCUGUCAGUGGGAGUUGCGAGCAGCGAAUUCCUACAAAAAUACCGACGAGCCAACUAUGUGACUCCAAAAAAUUAUUUGGACUAUGUAAACACUUAUAACCGAUUGCUGGAAGAGAAUCGCGAUCUGAACACUCGCUCUUGUGCUCGUUUGGAAACUGGUCUGGGAAAACUCGAGGAAUCAUCGCGACAGCUGGAUGUCCUCAAUGCACAGUUGGCUGAACAGAAUAUUGCAGUCAAGGAGAAGACCGAAGCAUGUAACAGGCUGCUGGAAGUAAUUACUAGCAGCACAAAGGAAGCUGAAGAAAAGAAGGAGCUAGCGGAAAAGAAGGAAACCGAACUGGACGCCCAAAAUACGCAGAUUGCUAAAGACAAGGAAGAAGCUGAGGCGGCGCUUGCCGAAGCAUUGCCUGCAUUGGAAGAAGCUCGACUAGCAUUACAAAAUCUUUCUGCUUCCGAAAUCACUGAAAUUCGUUCCUUUGCCAAACCGCCCAAAGAAGUGCAAAAAGUCUGCGAAUGUGUUUGUGUUAUCAAGGGCAUCAAAGAUGUUUCAUGGAAGAGCGCCAAAACCAUGAUGUCCGCAACAGAUUUCAAAUCAUCUUUACAAGCCUUGGACGUUGAUGGAAUAUCUAGUGCACAAAUCAAGGCCGUCAAGGGCAUUUUGAAAGAAAUGGAUGUGUCCAUGCAGCGGAUGAAUGAAAUCUCAGCUGCUGGUGCUGGGCUGUUAAAGUUUGUACUGGCCGUGGUGGGCUACUGCAACGUCGCAAAACAAAUUGCCCCCAAACGUGCAGCUGUGGCAACACUGGAAAAAAAUCUUGCCCUAUCCAAAAAUGAGUUUGAGAAAAUCACCAAAGAGUUGAAACGGUUGAACGACGAGCUCGGUUCCCUGCAACAACAAUUUCACCAAGCAAAAGCGGAGCAGCUCGAACUUCAAAAGAUGGCUGAAAUUAUGGAGCGGCGCCUUCAAGCAGCCGAUAAGCUCAUUUCUGGCUUGGGUUCAGAAAGAAUCCGUUGGGCCAAAGAUCUAGAGUCCCUGAAGGAGCAGCGUAUCCAACUCGUAGGUGACUGCCUCCUUGUCUCUGGAUUCCUCAGUUACGCUGGUGCAUUCAACUGGGAGCUGCGAAACGACCUCAUCUACAAGCGAUGGAUGGUUGAUCUGUCCUCCAAGAGCGUUCCAAUCAGUGCCAAUUUCAAAGUUGAAAAACUUUUAGUGACAGAUGUGGAGAUGAGCAAAUGGAGUCAAGAAGGUUUACCCGCCGACGAACUAUCCAUUCAGAACGGUAUCCUUACCACCAAAGCCUCUCGCUUCCCCCUUUGUAUCGAUCCACAACAACAAGCUUUGAAUUGGAUCAAGAAGCGUGAAGCUGCCAAUAACUUGAAGAUAUCGUCGUUUAAUGAUCCAGAUUUUUUGAAGCACUUGGAAAUGGCAGUCACCUACGGUUUCCCCUUCUUGUUUGAAGACGUUGAUGAAUAUAUUGAUCCUGUUAUCGAUAACCUACUGGAGAAGAAUAUCAAAGUGCAAGGAGCCCGAAGGUUCAUUGUUUUGGGGGACAAGGAAGUUGACUACGACCCCAAUUUCCGAUUGUAUUUGACAUCGCGACUUCCAAACCCGACCUACACCCCCAAGAUGUUUGGGUCCGCCAUGAUCAUCAACUACAGUGUGACAUUCAAAGGGCUCAGUGAUCAGCUCCUGAACGUUGUCGUGGGACACGAAAGGAAGGAGCUCGAGGAACAACGCGAACGGUUGAUUGCCGAAAUGAGCCAGAACAAGAGUCUCUUGAAGGAUUUAGAGGAUACGCUGCUUCGAGAACUUGCAUCGUCCACAGGGUUGAUGCUGGACAAUGUGGAACUCAUCAGGACACUGGAAGAAACAAAAUCCAAGGCAACUGAAAUUGGACAAAAGGUGGUACUUGCGACCCAAACAUCAGCUGAGGUUGAGAUUUCUCGUGAUGCCUACCGCCCAGCCGCCAAGUGCGGGGCUGUCCUCUUUUUCGUCCUGGCGGGAUUGUCAACCAUCAACCCCAUGUACGAGUACUCACUUGCCGCCUUCCUUGAAGUAUUUUCCCUCUCGCUGCAUCGCAGCAAGCCCGAUGCUAACCUUUCAAAGCGAUUGACAAAGAUUAUGGAUACGUUGAAAUACGCCGUCUAUAACUACGCAUGCACGGGCUUGUUCGAGAAACACAAGCUCAUGUUCUCAUUCCAGAUGACGAUUAAGCUCAUGGAAGCGGAAGGGAUGAUUGACCCGGUGGAGCUCAAUUAUUUCCUCAAAGGAGAUAUAUCCCUUGAGCAACCCGCCACUGCCAAACCCUUUUCAUGGAUCACGGACCAGGGUUGGAAGGACCUUCUCCGUCUGACGACCCUCAAUGCCAACUUUUCCAUGUUGGCCGAACACGUUCGCAAAAAUGAAGAGGAAUGGCAAGGUUGGGUGCGACUUGAUGCUCCCGAAAAUGCACCAUUCCCAAUGGAUUACUCGAACCGACUGUCUCCCUUCCAACAGCUCUGCGUGCUCCGGUGUUUCCGCACCGACCGUGUCUACAAUGCCGUGACCAACUUUGUCAUUAAACACAUGGGAGAAAAGUACGUCAUGCCGCCGGUGAUCAAUUACCAAAACAUUUUUGAGCAAUCGACGCCGACGAGUCCGGUGGUCUUUAUCCUCAGUCCGGGAGCAGAUCCACAGAAUGACCUGCAGAAAUUGGCAGAGGCCCGUGGGUUUGGGGGAAACAGGCUCAAGUUUUUGUCACUAGGGCAAGGACAAGCCCCGAUUGCAUUGCAAUUGCUAGAAACAGCUGUAUCUCGUGGACAGUGGUUGAUGCUGCAGAAUUGCCAUUUGUUGGUAACUUGGUUGCGGACAUUAGAAAAGGUUCUCGAAAAGAUCGAGAAACCGCAUGUAGACUUUAGAUUGUGGCUAACGACAGAGCCAACACCCCAAUUCCCCAUCGGCAUCCUCCAACGAUCUCUGAAAGUCGUGACAGAACCUCCCAACGGACUUAAACUUAAUCUACGCAGUAGCUACUACAAGCUGACAGAGGAAACCCUACAAGACUGUGCUCACGAGGCGUUCCGUCCCUUGGUGUACGUUCUAGCCUUUUUCCAUGCUGUAGUGCAAGAGCGUGGCAAGUAUGGCAAGAUUGGGUGGAAUGUCAAAUACGACUUCAAUGAAUCGGACUUUAGAGUGAGUAUGACCAUCUUGCGAACGUACUUGAACAAGACAGCUGGCGUCAAGGACGCAAAGAUUCCAUGGACGACGUUGCGGUAUCUGAUUGGUGAAACGAUCUAUGGAGGUCGAGUGACGGAUGACUACGAUCGCAGAGUACUGAUGACCUACCUUGACGAAUACCUCGGAGAUUUCCUUUUCGACUCUUUCCAACCCUUCUUCUUCUACUCCAACCCACAAGUCCAAUACAAAGUCCCGAGACACGGCACCAGAGAUGACUACCUUACCUAUAUUGAAGGUCUCCCUCUGACAAACGCACCUGACGUGUUUGGUCUCCAUCCAGACGCGGAAAUCGGGUACCUCACCACAGCCGUAAAAGAUAUGUGGACGCAGCUCAUCUCGCUUCAACCACGGACUGCAGAAGGGGCAGGCGGAAUCAGUCGGGAGGAGUUUAUUUCCAAUAUUGCGUCAGACAUCCAAGCCAAACUCCCUACCAUGUUUGACAUUCCCCGAAUUUAUAAAUCGAUCGGCACGCCUUCUCCUACGCAAGUCGUCCUCUUACAAGAACUUGAACGAUGGAAUAUACUGGUGGACCAAAUGUCGACCUCCCUUCGAGAUCUGCGCCGAGCUCUUAAGGGUGAAAUCGGUAUGAGUGCUAAACUGGACCAACUUGCCAAUUCGCUCUUCAAUGGCAACCUACCCAGCAUGUGGAGAUCCCUCGCUCCACAGACAGAAAAAGGUCUCGGAGGGUGGAUCACGCAUUUCGAACGGCGCUUCCAGCAAUACUCCAACUGGAUCAAGAACGGGGAACCCGUCGUCAUGUGGCUAUCUGGCUUACAUGUUCCAGAGGCCUACAUCACCGCCCUUGUUCAAACCACCUGCCGCAAAAAUGGAUGGCCACUGGACCGGUCGACAUUGUACACUCAAGUCACGCAGUACACGGACCCCAAGGAAAUACAAGAACGCCCCUCGUCUGGUUGCUACGUCCAAGGCCUCUACCUAGAAGGCGCAGGCUGGGACAUCAAAAACAAUGCGCUCAUUCGUCUUGAAACUGGCGGAAGGCUCCUAACUGAACUUCCCAUCCUCCGCAUCAUCCCCAUCGAAUCACACAGACUGAAGCUCGUCAACACGUUCCGAACACCAGUGUACACGACCCAGCAGAGACGGAACGCCAGUGGAGUCGGGUGGGUGUUUGAUGCGGAUUUGAGUACGAAUGAUCAUGGGAGUCAUUGGGUACUGCAGGGGGUUUGUCUGCUUUUGAAUACCGAUUGAAGGAGCUUGUGGGUAUUGGUAGAGAUUUUGUACAUAAUAUUUAAUAAAGAUCUUGUCGAUUAG